Messenger RNA from Petromyzon marinus (sea lamprey), 3978 nucleotides. It is a transcript of the gene BRIP1, whose product is annotated as BRCA1 interacting DNA helicase 1. Gene Ontology annotation, molecular function: ATP binding; DNA helicase activity; hydrolase activity, acting on acid anhydrides, in phosphorus-containing anhydrides. Gene Ontology annotation, cellular component: nucleus. The record is from RefSeq and is a predicted model, not a curated record. NCBI's taxonomy places the organism in Eukaryota, Metazoa, Chordata, Hyperoartia, Petromyzontiformes, Petromyzontidae. Gene Ontology annotation, biological process: nucleotide-excision repair; double-strand break repair involved in meiotic recombination.
GUCACGGCCGCGCGUGCGCGUUUACGGUGGCGCGCGCAAACGCGAAAUUCGCUCCCGCGAGCCCCUCAACUGCCCCCCCCCCCCCAGCUCGCCGUGCCCCCCACUCCGCCACCCACCGUGCCCCCCACCACCUCGGGGCCCGGGUCUUCCAUGAUCUGGGAGGGGGGGAUCAGCGCUGGCGAACCCGUGAGACGCCGUAUCCCACGAUAAUCAUCACCAACCACGACGAUCAUCGCUCGAUAUGAUCAGCCCGGAGGGCAGCGUGCCCAAAGCACGGUGGGACUCGCAAGCGAAGCCCCAGGCCGUGGCGAUGGCAGCGAAUGUCUACACGAUCGGCGGCACCAGGGUGGAGUUCCCGUGCGUGCCGUACCCUUCGCAAGUGUCGCUCAUGAACGCCAUCAUGAGUGGCCUCAACGGCAAGGAGCACUGCCUGCUGGAGAGCCCAACCGGCAGCGGAAAGAGCCUGGCUCUGCUCUGCUCCACGCUGGCCUGGCAGAAGCACCAGUACGAGAAACUGGCGAACGGAGACUCGGAGAAGGCUCCCGGAGAGGACAAGAGCUGCAAGGGGUCCGCGCCCCCCCAAACCCCCGCCCCGUGCGGUGGGGGGCCCUGCGACUGCUCCUGCCACUCGGCGCCCGGCGCCCAGGCGGGCGCUGCCCCCUCCGCUGCCCCCUCCGCUGCCCCCUCCGCUGCCGAGGCCGAGCCCGGGAGCCGCUCCCCGUACUUCGGCACGAGCUGCCGUGCGCGCGAGGCCGCCCUCCCGGGCAACGGCGGCUCCCCCGUCUCCUCGACUCUGACCCCCCCCGUGACCCCGGCGGUGGGCUCCCCCCUCGCGUCGCCGUACUUCCUGUCAGCGGCCCCGGGGAUGAGUCGCCCUGGCAAGCGGGGGUCUCCCGCGGACGGCGGUGACAAAGGGGAUGACGAUGAUUUCCAGGUGGAGAAACGGCGGAACAGGACCCCCCACGGCAAGGCGCUGGUGAUGAAAAGAGGCAUUCCCAAGGGCGUGCAUUACGAGGACGACAGUGGUGGCGUUAGCGAUGAUGGCGCUGGUGGUGCUGGUGACAAGGCAGGCGGUGUUGGUCGCCCGAGGCCUCUCGUCACCCUGAAACAGAACGGUCAAAUCCCCGCGUGGAGCCCCGUCGGCAACGCCCCGUGCGGCGCCGCCUGCUGCGGCUGCGGCUCGCCGGGAGCGCCGGCGGGGGCCCCGGGGUCGAGCGGCCGCUGCGGCGGCCCGGAGGGCGGCGGGGUCGUGCGGCGACCGACGCGGCCGCCCAAGAUCUUCUUCGGCACACGCACGCACCGGCAGAUCACGCAGGUGGCGCGCGAGCUGCGGCGCACGGCGUACGCGGGCGUGCGCAUGACGGUGCUGUCGAGCCGCGAGCACACGUGCGUGCACCCCGUCGUGGCGGCCUUGCCGCACGGACGCAAUGAGGCCUGCAGGGAGCUGCUGGACAACAAGGACGGUGCCACGUGCUUGUUCUUCCGCAACGUCUACAAGCUGGGAUGCCAGGCGGCGCUGCCGUCGCUGGGGCUGGCGUCCGCGUGGGACGUGGAGGACCUGGUGAGGGCUGGCCGGCGCGUCGGGGCCUGCCCGUACUUCUCCGCUCGCGAGCUCAUGGAGGAGGCCGACAUCGUCUUCUGCCCCUACAACUACCUCAUCGACCCGCAGAUACGGCAGAGCAUGGAGAUUAGCGUGCGGGACCAGGUGGUGGUGCUGGACGAGGCUCACAACAUGGAGGACGCCGCGCGCGAGGCCGCCAGCGCCAGCGUGCCGCAGGGUGCACUUCGCCGUGCCCGCGACGAGGCCGGCUCCCUCGCCGCCGCCGGGGUGCGGCCUGACGAGCACACGCGGCUCCAGGCCGUGUGCAUCAGCCUGGACCGGUGGAUGACGCAGAGCACUCACCUGUUGAAACACCACGACUUUGAGAUGGACUGCCUUAAGCUGAGCGGCCGCGAGAUGCUGGAGGUGCUGCACGCCUGGGGCGUCACCGCUCACACCUUCCCCGAGCUCAAGCGUAGCCUGGCGCGCGUGCUGGAGAAGGAGGAGACUGUGGCGGGCAGAGGGCGUGACGGGGGUCGGGCGGUGAGCGUCGCCAUGCCGGUCGUCUCCGCACCCUCGCAGGUUCUGCUUGCAGCGCUCUUCCUCGUCCUCGACUUCAUGUUCCGUGAUGGCUCCAGGUUCGUGGAGGAUUACCGCGUGGUGCUGAUGCGUACGCUGGCAUGGGGCGCUCCGGAUCCGGACGUCCCCGACGCCGCGGGGUUCAUCGCGCGGCCUCGCCCCGGCUCGCGAGCCCGGCACAAGCGGCAGCUGCUCACGGUGCACUUUUGGUGCCAGAACCCAGCCGUGGCUUUCUCGGACCUGAGCGCGCACGCCCGCACCAUCAUCCUCACCUCGGGCACGCUGAGCCCCAUGGCGUCGUUCUCCUCCGAGCUGGGAGUCUCCUUCACGAUCCAGCGCGAGGCCACGCACGUCAUCAACCCCUCGCAGGUGUGGGUGGGCACGGUAGGGCUGGGCCCCAGCGGGAGGGAGCUGUGCGCCACGUACUGCCACACCGAGACGUUCGCCUUCCAGGACGAGCUGGGGGAGCUGCUGCUGAGCGUGUGCCGCACGGUGCCACGAGGGGUGCUCUGCUUCCUGCCCUCGUACAAGAUGCUGCAGAAGGUGAGCGAGCGCUGGCAGAGCACGGGGCUGUGGGCGGGACUGGAGCAGCGCAAGCUGGUGAUGAGCGAGCCCCAGCGCGGGGAGCGGGCCGAGUUCGACCGCCUCCUGGAGGAGUACUAUGCGGCGGUGCACACGGAGGGCCAGCGCGACGGCGCGCUGCUGUUGGCCGUGUGCCGGGGCAAGGUGAGCGAGGGGCUGGACUUUGCCGACGACAAUGCCCGCGUGGUGCUCACCGUGGGCAUCCCCUACCCCAACACGCGCGGCCUGCAGGUGAAGCUGAAACGCGACUACAACGACCUGCACGUGCGCUCGCGCGGCCUGCUGUCCGGGAGCCGCUGGUACGAGGUGCAGGCCUUCCGAGCCCUCAACCAGGCCCUGGGCCGCUGCAUCCGCCACCGCCACGACUGGGGGGCCCUGCUGCUGGUGGACGCUCGCUUCGGCAAGAACCCCGCCAAGUACACCGAGGGUCUCUCGAAGUGGUUGCGGCAGCAAGUGCGGCACUACGCCGACUUCGCCAGCGGCCUCCGCUCCCUCUCGGCCUUCACGGAGGCCUGCCGGGCCACCCUGAGCCCCGCCGAUCCCGCCGGCCCCGUCGCGGCCGGGCCCUCUCCCGGCCAACCCGCGGCCGCGAUAGAGCCGGCCGCUCCCCCUCCCGGCCACGGCGCCGCGUUCGACCGCGGCACGGCCGGACUUGGCAGGGCCGGCGUCGCGCACGACGCCGGCGGCGGCCGAGCGACCCCCGCCCGCGACCCCCCUCCGGCCACGCCGGCGCCCGCGUUGGACAUCGCCGGCGGGAGACGGCAGCGGGGGCGGCAGCGGCAUUGGCGGGGACGGGAGGCGCGACACCGCGGCUUCGCGUCGAUUGCCCGCUUCCUGUCGCCUCCCGGCGGCCCCGGUGGAGCCGGCGUCGGUGCCGAACGGCGCGAGGCGACGCCGGCGCCGUGGCCCCCGGGCUCGCGGCACGGCCUCCCGGUGGAGGGGGGCGACGCGGUCGCCGCCGAAACCGGCGGCGGACCGCGUGGCCACCGACGACACCGCCACUACCGCCGCCGGUAUCGCCGCCACUAUCGCCGCCCCCGCCGGGUUCGCCGCCCCCGCCGCCGCCGCCGGCGCCGCGCUCGUCCCUGCCGUUACCGCCGUCGGCACCGCGGCGCCGCCGUGCCGGGACGACGCCGACGACGCCGACGACGCCGACGACCAUCGCUGCUACACCCCGGAGCUGUUUGAGCCGGAGUGGGAGGGGGCGGAGCGGGAGGAGAAUCCGGAGCGCCGCUUUGCGGUUCCGACCGCCGCCGCCGCCGCCGCCGCCGCCGCCG